AUGACCGCCCAUCUGCCCCCAACAGCCGGUGCGGGGGUUUCACCUCCACAGAGCGUCGAGUCGAUCACUCGCUUGGCUCAGGAUUAUGAAUACAACCCUUCCAUUCCCUUACGGUACUGGCUACGGACAGCCUCGACACUCAUUAGAGAGGCUCGCAUCUACGAACGAGAACAACACGAGGAACAAGCGUACCUACUACUGUUUAGACAUGCUCAGCUCGUGCUGGUUCAUCUGGCUGAGCAUCCAGAGGCCAAGGAUGAGAGUAAUCGCAAAGCCUUGGUGGAGGCGGAGAAACAGGUCAAACGAAACCUGAAGGUUCUCGAGACCUUGAAGCCUCGCAUAGCCAAACGCUACGAACGUUACCUCCAGUUGGUGCGCGAACGGCAGCACCGCGCCUCGGUCACAGCCGUCCCUCCAGACAUUCGGCGACAACUGCCUCAAGAUCCUGCGCUAGCCGGUGUUGCAAAACCCUUGGAGGCUGGAGAGAAUCGCGACCUGGCCGUGAAGCUGGCCCGCACGGAGAUCAGUCGCAGAGCCACGGUUCGCAAGGCCAUACGCCAGGCUGGUAUUUCUCCGGAGGAGGAGCAGACUCGUCGUGCAGCCGGAGUCUGGGGUGAUUGGGAACAUGCUUUACGCAAGGAUGCUGACGAUGACUUGAGCCAACGCAUUCACAAUGUGCGACUGAGGAUGGAGGGUGGUCCGCAGGCGGAGCUUCCUGCGCCGGGUAACACUAAACAUACAACGUCGUCCCGUCCGGCUGCACCAGGCAGCAGCGCGACCUACAAUUAUCCGAGUGUUCCCCGUCAACGGCCUGCUGAUAUUACCUCCACCUCCGUUCAAAAAGAGCUGCAUGGUCUCUUUCCGCCUGCUUCAGGGGUCCCCGCACUGCCACCUAAAGAACUGCCUCAGGACCAUGGACUGGACGAAAGGCCAGCGCCUCCGCCUCGUCCGGAUAUGCGCUCUCCAAUUUCCACACCGGCGUUGGCACCGGCAGUUCCUGCCAAGGUACGGCCAAAGUCGGAUAGUGAGACGCGCACCGACCUAGAUCCGUCCAGCUUCACUUUCAAGCCGUCUGCCUACCUGGAAAAUGGCACGCCAUUGCGGACUCUGUUCCUCCCGCCCGAGCUACGGACACACUUCCUGUCCCUGGCCGCACCGAAUACACAACGCAACCUGGAGACAUGUGGGAUACUUUGCGGUACAUUGAUUUCGAAUGCCUUGUUCGUAUCGCGGCUCUUGAUCCCAGAGCAGACCGCCACGUCAGAUACGUGUGAGACAGUGAACGAGACAGCUAUCUUCGACUAUUGUGACUCGGAGGAUCUAAUGGUGCUGGGCUGGAUUCACACACACCCAACCCAGACAUGUUUCAUGAGCUCACGCGAUUUACACACCCAUUGUGGAUACCAGGUAAUGCUUCCGGAAAGCAUAGCAAUCGUAUGCGCGCCGAGUAAGAUGCCAGACUGGGGUGUGUUCCGAUUGACUGACCCCCCGGGAUUGAAGACGGUGCUCAAUUGCACGCAGCCGGGCUUGUUCCAUCCUCAUGGAGAGGCCAAUAUUUAUACUGACGCUCUUCGCCCCGGGCAUGUAUUCGAAGCCAAGGGCUUGGAGUUCGAGACCGUCGAUCUACGUCCCAAUGGGUCCAACUUUUAA
Aspergillus aculeatus ATCC 16872 is the source of this 1650-nucleotide messenger RNA. RefSeq names its product putative endosome-associated ubiquitin isopeptidase (AmsH). Gene Ontology annotation, molecular function: K63-linked deubiquitinase activity; protein binding; metal-dependent deubiquitinase activity. The record is from RefSeq and is a predicted model, not a curated record. Gene Ontology annotation, cellular component: membrane; endosome. NCBI's taxonomy places the organism in Eukaryota, Fungi, Ascomycota, Eurotiomycetes, Eurotiales, Aspergillaceae. The coding region runs from base 1 to 1650 and encodes 549 amino acids. The transcript is spliced from 2 exons. Gene Ontology annotation, biological process: protein K63-linked deubiquitination.